Prunus armeniaca (apricot) is the source of this 1248-nucleotide messenger RNA. NCBI's taxonomy places the organism in Eukaryota, Viridiplantae, Streptophyta, Magnoliopsida, Rosales, Rosaceae. The record is from the annotation of a GenBank genome assembly.
AUGUGGGGAUUUGGGGGUAGGUACUACUGGGGAAGAAAGAAGAGGAGUGAUGAAAUUGAAGGGAUAGUGGUGGUGUUUGCAUGGAUGUCGAGCCAAGAGCGGCACUUGAAGAGCUAUGUGGAGCUUUACUCGUCUAUGGGUUGGAACACACUCGUCUGCCACGGCCAAUUUCUCAAUAUGUUCUUUCCUGAGAAGGCUACAACUUUAGCGACUGAUAUUCUGAAUGAACUUCUUGAGGAGUUGAAGAUUAAGCCUUGCCCUGUGGUCUUUGCCUCUUUUUCUGGUGGUCCAAAAGCCUGUAUGUUCAAAGUUAUUCAGAUAAUUGAGGGAACUUGUGAAGCAAAACUGAAUCUGGAUGAUUGUCGACUGGUAAGGGACUGUAUUUCUGGCCACAUCUAUGAUUCCAGUCCAGUGGACUUUACUAGUGAUCUGGGUACUAAAUUUGUUCUUCACCCAACUGUCCUGAAAAUAUCCCAUCCACCGAGAUUCGCAUCCUGGAUGGCGAAUGGCAUUGCUUCUGGCCUUGAUGCCCUCUUCCUCACCAGGUUUGAGUCACACCGUGCCGAGUAUUGGCAGACUCUCUACUCCACUGUUGGCAUGCAGGCCCCGUAUCUAAUCUUAUGCUCAGAGAACGACGAUCUCGCUCCAUUUCAAGUUAUAUAUAAUUUUUCUCAACACUUACGAGAACUUGGGGCUGAUGUUAAACUAGUAAAAUGGAAUGGCUCUCCUCACGUAGGCCAUUACAAGCAUUACCCAAUUGAUUACAAGGCUGCUGUAACUGAGCUCCUUGGUAAAGCAGCUGGAGUUUAUUCUCAAAGAAUUCGACGACUGGAAGGAGAAACAUUGGGUAUGCAGGCAGCACACGAUGAGAUCAUUGACAAUGAACCGAUGAGUAGUCUCAGAAAAGCUGCUGGUGGCUCAAAUGGGUUUCGCGGAGUCACUCUGGCAUCCAGUGAUCACUUCUUCACGCCCGGCUCGAUGGAGUAUGAUGGAGGCAGAGAUGUUGGGUCCAUGCAAGACGAGCGCAAGGAAGGUUUGAUUCACCUGCCUAACCCGCCAACGCCAACCAUGAAUGCCCACGGUGUCCUCGGUCAGAUCCUUUUUGACGUCUGUGUUCCAAAAACUGUUGAGGAUUGGGAUAUAAAAUCAUCGUCGGGCUCGUUGAAUGGGAACCGCCGUUCAUUGGCUUCAAGAAGAAGGCAUGCCCCUUUUAAUCCAAUCAAGUGCAUACGUCGGUCAAGAUUAUAG